AUGACGAAAAAUAGACUCCUAAUAGAAUCUCGCGAAGCCAAAAAGCAGAAUGACCCAGACAUAACACUCACCCACAGUGAUUACAAUCUGUACGAGUGGCAAGCAGUUAUACGGGGCCCGAAGGACUCCCCCUACGAGGGCGGAAGGUGGAAGCUGAACAUAAAGUGCAAGAGCACGUACCCGAUAGACCCCCCGGUGAUAACCUUCGUCACGAAGUUUUUCCAUCCCAACGUAAAUUUCGUAACAGGCGAACUCUGCAUGGACAUUUUGAAGGCCAACUGGAGCCCCGCAUGGACCAUUCAGUCCCUCUGUCGAGCGAUUCUGUUUUUGUUCACCGAGCCCAACGCGGACAGUCCUCUCAAUUGCGACGCAGGUUGGUUCUGCGGCGCGUGCGGAUGA
Molecule: messenger RNA, 399 nt
Organism: Plasmodium vivax (malaria parasite P. vivax)
Lineage: Eukaryota; Apicomplexa; Aconoidasida; Haemosporida; Plasmodiidae
Product: ubiquitin-conjugating enzyme E2 I, putative
Exons: 4
Coding region: 1-399 (132 amino acids)
Biological process (GO): protein polyubiquitination
Cellular component (GO): nucleus
Molecular function (GO): ubiquitin conjugating enzyme activity
Source: RefSeq, a predicted model, not a curated record